Messenger RNA from Musa acuminata AAA Group (dessert banana), 1995 nucleotides. Its product is annotated as myb family transcription factor RLI1-like. The transcript is spliced from 7 exons. The record is from RefSeq and is a predicted model, not a curated record. Gene Ontology annotation, molecular function: DNA-binding transcription factor activity; DNA binding. Bases 558 to 1802 code for a protein of 414 amino acids. Lineage: Eukaryota; Viridiplantae; Streptophyta; Magnoliopsida; Zingiberales; Musaceae.
GUAUGAAAGGUGCACUUGCAGCACCUCUUCAUAGGUUGAUAACUCCAAAGGGAUUUGUUCUUAUGCUUUGGGACAAUUGUGAUCCUUUUUCUUCCUCUUCUUCUUCUUUUAUCCCUCGCUCUUUUGGUUCACUAGGAGGAGAGGCUUACUCCGUUAAGAUCAACUCUCAUUUUCCAGACCAUGUUAAUGGCGACUCAUCAAGAAUACUUGUGGUUCCUUUGUUACUUGGUCUUUUCUUUGGUGAAGAGCUUAUUGAUCUGGUUGGUGCUUUAGUGAUCAUCUGAGGAAUAAGCUGGCGCAAGCUUAUGCGUGUUAUUCUCAUCUUGUUCUUGAAGCCUUGUGGAAUAUGAGGGACAUUAACCCUGCAAAUAGGGACCUUUGAAUCUUUAGAAUAACGUCGGCGGCUUGCCUUCUUUUUCUCUAUUUUGUAGGCUUUUUUGAUGCCUCUUUAGAUUCUGGUGAUAUAUCAAGGCAGUCUUGACGUUGCUCGGCAUUUGAUUGUUCUUGUAGUUUCUCCACCCAGAUCUGUUGAUCUACAGAGAUUUCACAUUGCUUCAAUGGAUCUUCAGAUGAAUGAUCUCCAUGAAUUCAGUCAUGGAUCGUUCAGAAACGCUACGUUCGAGGCUUCCAACCCUUCUUACCAGAGGAACACUUCCUUGGCCUGUUUUCCUGCGCCAAGGAAUCCUUGGUCUUCUGUAUCAUUGGUUUCCUCCUCCACCUCCGCCUGCUUCGAGGAGGAAAUGGAUUCGUCAAGCCAUGGUCUCAUGCCUCCUACUUUGCCCAGUUGUGUUUCAAGCUGUGUUGGAUCAUCGCCUGCCGUCUUCUUUGCUUCUGAGCAAUCGAUGAGCUUCCCUCAGCUUUACUUGUACCGAUCUGAGACCCUUCCAUCUUUCUCUAAAUCAACAAAGAACAGGCCUGCAGCAGCAUCGUUCUUCUUCGAUAGAGACGACGACUCCGUGAAGCAAUACAGACUUCCUUCCCAGCCGAGGGAUGCUUUGGACCCGGACUUGAAGCUUCCAAUGCUGCAGAACACAAGGGCAAGUUCCAGAGAUGGUUUCCAGGCCAGCCGGAUUCAACCUUAUCCAGGAAGAGCAGAUUGGAGUGCCUCAUUGCAAACGAAGCAUUUAAGUCCACCUCAAGUUGUUCAUGAUCCUUCUGUCGGAUGGGGUAUACCGAGCUGUUCAAUGGACAAGCCAAACCUUCGUCUUCAAACAGAGAAGCAACUGCCCAUCACCUCUGCAAGUGUCUCGUCUGCCACAGCCAUCUCAAACAAAACACGAAUCAGGUGGACACAGGAUCUCCAUGAGCGGUUUGUCGAGUGCGUGAAUCGCCUUGGAGGAGCUGAGAAAGCAACUCCAAAGGGGAUUCUGAAGCUGAUGAACUCAGCUGGGCUAACCAUAUACCACGUCAAAAGCCAUUUGCAGAAAUAUCGGAUCGCCAAGCACAUACCAGAAUCUACUGAAGGCAAGUUCGAACGAAGGGCUGCUGCCGUCAGUGUCACAGAACUCGAUCCUAAAUUUGGCAUGCAGAUAUCAGAAGCAUUGCGGCUUCAGCUGGACGUGCAAAUGCGCCUCCAUGAGCAACUAGAGAUUCAGAAGAAUUUACAGCUAAGAAUAGAGGCACAAAGCAGAAAGCUCCAGCAGAUGUUCGAAGAGCAGGUGAGAACAACGAAAGGUCCUGCCGAGCUUGAAAACCUGGGUGAUCUGUUUUCGGGGAGUCCUGCAGCGAGUCUUGAAGAUGCUCAGUUGUGGUGUGCCCCGGAUGGGCCACAGAGCGCAGACUUCCCAUUGCAGAAAUGCUAGCUUUAAGAUACAGCAUAGAAUUGCUGUGUAAGUGUGCAUAAACCUACCAGCUUGACUGCUGAUUAAUGCUGGUCAACAAGUAAUUCUUAGUGAAUGGAUGCCCGUUGUAAUAUCCUCAUUUACGUAAAUCAUCUUAAUUUUCAAAUUAUAUUAAUCAAAAAUAUCUUUUUCAUUAAUAGCGGCUUGACAUAAG